AUGACCAUUGAAGAGAUAGAGAAAGAAUUAUAUCACUUUAAAUCAUAUCAUGAAAUUACAAAUAAUAGCAUUAAAAUGAUUUGUCCUAAUGAAAUAAGUUAUAGAAAUUAUGCAAUUAAAUAUUAUUGUAAGAAUCAAUUUGAAUAUAAAGCUGAACUUGGUAAAAUCUGUCAAUUAAAUGAAGAGAAAUAUUACAAUAAAUUAAUGGAAUAUAGUCUUCAAAAGAUGAUGCCUUAUCCAUAUCAUUUAAUUGGUAUUGGAUUCUUUAAUUCAAUAAACCAUUCUGAUAAACUUAAUCCACCAAAAUACUAUGCUCAAUUAAUUAAAAAAUUGUUAAAUGAAGGACUUCCAUUUGAUAGAUUGCCAGCAUUUACUGCUCGUGAUGUUUUUAGAUUUCUUGGAGUUUCAAGGAAUCAAUUUACUGAAAUAGCAAAUAGAUUUAAAUCAGAAAAAAGAAAAUUAUUAUCAAGAAAGUUUCCACUUAAUUUUGAAGUAAAACAACCAAAUUGUCAACCAUGGUGGAUAAUAAGAACAUACUCAAAUAAUAAUGAAGGAAAAUUAACUUUUAAUGAAAAAUUUGUAAAAGAUUGUUUAGACAAAGAAAUAUAUUUAUCAAAUGUAUUUAUUAUUAUUCGAAUUGAAGAAAAAGAUUCAUUUAUACCAAUUAUUCAUGACAACAUUAUUAUUACAAGAACAACAAAGAUGGAAUAUAUUUAUUAUCGUAUUUUAUUAAUUAUAGAUGAUAGACUUACUGUUAAAGAUCUUAUAUCAAUUCUUAUUGAUCCAAAUGAUCGUUUAAUGUUACAAAAGAAAGGAGAAAUAAUGAAAGCAAUAUCUUAUUUGGUUCGUCUUAAUAGAUUAAAUAAAGUUGAAAUUAGAGAUAUUCAAUAUAAUGGAAUAACACCACCAACACCUCGACUAAAUCAACAAAUAAAGAAAAGAGUUUGUUUUAUUGUAGAUGAAGCAGUAGUUUCUACUUUAAUGACUGGAAUUACUAAAACAGAUGAUAUCAAAAGAAUUGUAGUUCAUCUUUUUGAAACAGGAAGACUUACUAAUGAUCAAGUAUAUGCACUUAUAUGUCUUAUUGAACUUCUCAAAACACAACCAUGUGCAAAAGAUUCAAGAGCACACUAUAAAAAGUUUUUUAAUGUUGCUAAUUCAUUAGUAAAUGUAAUAAAAUCAUUACAACAAUUAAUCUGUAAUGAAGAAAUAUUUGGAUUAUGUGAUGGAAUUGAAAUAGUAAAAAUGGAAUGUUUAAAAUAUUUAACUGAAAAAGAAAGUUAUAGAAAGAAAUACACAAGUGCAUUAAUUGGUUCUAAUAGUAAAAUUAUAUCAUGUCAACAUUCUCCAUUUUCACCUCAAUUAAUACCACAUUCUGUACUGAUCAUUUCUUCAAUCUCUUCCAAACAAUUUAAUCAAUUUAAUUUCAUUCUUUCAACUACUUUUACACAUCGUCAAGACAUUGUUUCUAAUUCAAGUGCAUUACUUUUUAUAAAUGAAACAUUAAAAUCAGAACCAAUUAUUAUUCGUGGUUUACAAUUUAAUAAAUCUCAUUAUGAAAUGGAUUGUUAUGAUGAAAACCAACAAUGUGUCAACACAUUACCAUCACUUUUAAUUGAAAAGAGUAAAGAAGAAAUGUGGAAUGCUUCAUCUGAUAUUAUUCAAGUAUUCUUUCAAUUUCUUUCUAAAUAUGGAUUUGAUUAUAAUUCAUUGAACAACCAAUGUAUUUUGAAAGAAGACAUGUUGUUGUAUCCUUCUCAACCUAUUCUUUUUGAAAAACAAUUAAUUAAAUAA
Molecule: messenger RNA, 1794 nt
Organism: Entamoeba dispar SAW760
Lineage: Eukaryota; Evosea; Mastigamoebida; Endamoebidae
Exons: 4
Coding region: 1-1794 (597 amino acids)
Source: RefSeq, a predicted model, not a curated record